Haliotis rubra (blacklip abalone) is the source of this 3353-nucleotide messenger RNA. RefSeq names its product deubiquitinase DESI2-like. Bases 392 to 928 code for a protein of 178 amino acids. Gene Ontology annotation, molecular function: deubiquitinase activity. Gene Ontology annotation, biological process: protein deubiquitination. The transcript has 5 exons. The record is from RefSeq and is a predicted model, not a curated record. NCBI's taxonomy places the organism in Eukaryota, Metazoa, Mollusca, Gastropoda, Lepetellida, Haliotidae.
CCUGUACAACUCCCACAGUAGAACAUUUCUCACUUUUUUAUUGUUCACCAAUAUUACUCAUUCAUGUCACUCUUAUUUUUGACGUUUUGACAGAUAUGUGUCAUUUCUAGGGUAUUUUCUUAUCAAGAAGGAUAUAGUUAUGCUGGUAACCCUAUCAGCUGAUUAAAACUGGGAAAGGAUAUCUGAGGUGUCUGGUUUUGACAGAUCAUCUCUUGCUUUAUUGGUGUGACCUCACUUGGCCGAAGACCAUUUGACCAACUGUAUGUGCACCAACAUUUGCAGUUUAUGUGCACACCUAGGCUUUGUGUGUAACCUUUCUACACGUUUCUUCCAGUUGAUUAAAUGCAAAAUCGUCUAACUGGCUUUUCAACCGACAGUUGUGUGCACUGCUAUGGCGCAAGAGCCAGUUGUUGUCAAUGUGUAUGAUAUGUACUGGAUCAAUGAGUACACGUCAUCGCUAGGCAUCGGCGUCUUCCAUUCAGGAAUACAGGUGUAUGGGACAGAAUAUGCGUAUGGAGGACAUCCAUUUCCAUUUUCUGGCGUGUUUGAAAUAGCGCCAAAGGAUGCUGAUGACCUGGGGGAACAGUUCAAAUUCAAGGAGUCCAUUGUAUUAGGAUAUACUGACUUCACAUCUGAUGAAAUCAGGAAGUUAGUGGAACAACUUGGGAAGGAGUUCCGUGGGGACCAGUAUCACUUACUCAAUAAAAACUGCAAUCAUUUUACUCAGUCUCUUACACAGAUCAUUUGUGGCAAGGAACUGCCCAGUUGGGUCAACAGGCUAGCUUAUAUGAGCUCUUGUAUUCCCUUUAUCGAGAAAGCAAUACCAAAGGAGUGGCUAACGCCAGCAGCUCUCCAGGCUGUCAUUCCCGAACCCACUGAAGAGGAACAAAGAAAUGCAUCCCAACAAUCCUCAUCAACAAGGAGGUGAUACCCAAGUGGGCAGCUUCUCGUUGGUCGUGUCUGAUAUUACCAGAAUGGUCUGAAACUGCAUUUGCCUUCUGUGCCUUACUUACAAGUCGGAGCAUGUAUAUACUUUACAUGGCUGCCAUAGGCUACGAUCAAGUAUUAUCAUCAGGGAACAAUGCAAGAAAAAACGUUUUCAGGUACUGUCUUGGUGCUUGUGCAUGCUCAUGCAUUUAAGCGGAGAUCAUAGGAAUCUGGGUAGGUUGAAGGAUGUUGUGUUCAACAAGCCGAAAGCAGUCUUAAUACUGUGACUGUGGCUAAUAUUUGAUAUGAUUCUAGUGAUGGUCACAUACUGUAUUAAGGAUGUUUUUUGCAAGUGUGUUCACAAUGCUAAUACAAAGCUUUUGGAAUUGUCAUCCAGUACCCAUUGGUAAAGUGUUUUUUCCUCUCCAUGGUAUUGUUUUUGGAUGAUCUUAAAUUCUGUUGAUUAUUAAUGUUACAUUUGAUCAGUUACUUAUUUAAAGUGCCAGUGUUAUUGCAGUUUAUUAAUCCUGUAAUAUCAAAUGUUAUUCCAUGACGCCAGUUUUUGAACGUUAGUUUAAUUUUGAUCAGACAAAGGGAAAUGUUUACAUACUGUUCUGAAAUAAUUAGACUGAUGGCAUGAUUUUAGAUUGUCACUGUUAUCGAAUUUUGUUUAUUACUAUUUCAUGAUUCUAAACUUUCCAUUAAUUAAAGGAAUAUUUAUGAUUACUAUGUUCAUUUGAUAGCAUUAUAAAUGGAUUAUAGAUUUUAUGGCUGAAAAGUUUGGUGAGAGGUAUGUAUGAGAGGACAUACUAGUAUCUUUAAAAUGGUUCUUUGUAUCAGGGACUUGGUGUGAUGCAGAUGUCUUCCUAGCUGCUUGUCAUAACUAAAAAAUACUGUACAGUAUGUAAAUAUUUUACUCUUUGUAAACAGAGAUAAUGAUAAGACACAACCACUUUGCCAAAAGCUACUUGUCACAGCACCACAGUACAGACUUGCCUUGCUAUCCAAACUAUGCUAGCUUUCACAAUGAUGUCCAUUUCGACGGACAUAGCAAUAAGCAUUACAGUACCUUCCUGCUUCCUGCUGAAUGCAAGCACCUGAUUGUAGUCAGGUGUAAAGUAUGUGCAUGCUUUGAUAAGUAUUCUCAUCACUGUGACAUAUCUGACAUGGUCAACACUGUUGUAUAUUUCACUGGUGUACAUUUCAGUGAUGCCAGUCUCUAAGGGGAGACAAUCCAUGUCAAAUGUAACACAGUAUAUACGGCACAUAGGCUUUUGCUUCCUGCUUUGAGAUUAUACCUAGUCAUCCAGGAUGCCAAGAUGACGUUGCCAUUGAAUGGUGAUGUAACUGAAUAGUUUUCAUGGGGCUUCCUGUUCCGUCAUGAAUGUUCAUAUUCAAUGUGAGAGUAGAAGUGAAGAAUGUCUCAAAAAUGUUUUAACAUGCAGUGUUGCUUUCAGUUGCUAGAUAUCACCACAUUUGUAUAUCAUAUGUACCUGUCGUACCUCCUAAACAAUACUAUAUAUAUCUAUAAUGGAACUUCACUGCAGACAGUCAAAGAUUGCUGGGUCAUCAAGUUACUUGGAUGCAUUUAUUUUCGGUAAUUUCUGAGGAUCACAGGUUUUGCCUCAAUUUCUUUCAUAUGUAAACACAUUGUUGCAAAUAAUUCAAAAUGUUGUCCAUCGUUUCAUGGAAGUUUUUAUUGGAUUUUAAUGUAACAAGAGCUGUUGUCUCCAUCUGCUUUCAGCUUGGAAUUAACAGGUUACAUAUACCUUUGAAAUAAUGUUCAAAGACUACAGGAACUGAAGACUUACAAAUUGAAUUCACUUGGCACCGAUAAUCCAUGACUCUUUGAGGUUGUUCUCUGAGGUUAAGGUGAGAACAUGUGACCAGCUCCCCAGAAGUUUUUUUCUCACUCAACAGUAAAACUGAAAAGUAAAAGUCCAAUUUUCAAAUAUUCAUUUGACAGUUGUUUUGGUUAAAUUUCAGACAAUCUUAUUAUGAUUAUCCCUCACAAAAUCUGCAAUAAGCCACUUAUAGGACAGGAUUUUUCACCUGUCUGAACCAAAAUAUGUGAAUGUUCUAAAUAACAGCAUUAAUAAGAGAUUCACAAGGUCCACAGGGCAGGUUUUAGAUAGCCGUCUGAUGAUUAAGAGUAUUGUUAUUGCUAGUCGUAGCCUGAUACAGUAUAAGGGCUAUGAUUGUCAGUGUUUCAUCGACAUUAAGCCAUGUUGUGAAUGAACACCAAAGACAUCCAGCUCUGGAACUGUUUCCAAAGGGUUGGAUUAUAGUUGAUACUUACAUCUCAAUCUGGUAUGUUUCAUUUUGUUGCUUCUUUGGUUGGUUUAGAAUUACAUGUCAUUUCUACAUGUGAAGAUCAGGGUUAGAAUUCAGUAACCCAUGCUUGUCGUAAGAGGCAACUAACAGAU